UGGAUGGACAUAGUCCCUGGUUUGGUGAGUGGACCGUGUGUGGGACUUCAGCUCUUAGGUACCACCUUAGCUGGGUGCACUUGUUUAGUAUGCGGAAUACACCUUCCAUGCAUGGUGACCUAGGAUAUAUCUGCACUGCUCAAUCUAGGGCAGUGUUGCCUCCCAGGGGACAUUUGGCAAUAUCCGAAGAAAUUUAUGAUGGUUAAAACUGAACCAGAGAGGGUAGGUGCUACUGUCAUCUAGUAGGUAAAGGCCAGAGAUGCUGCUAAACACUCUGCAGUGUCCAGGACAACUCCCAACAACAAAGAAUUAUCCAGCCCCAAAUACUAAUUGUGCUGAGAAACCCUGGUGUCUGUGAACCUUUCAGGCUUAAGGGGAAAGGCGGUGAGAGAGGGUGAUAGCUGGAGGUGGGUGGACCUGAGAACAGUCACCUUGCAUACUUUGCUGCAGUCUCAUUUGCUUGUGGCAGUUUUCACCUUGCCUCUCCCACCCCUCUACCAUAGAACUCUUAUUCAUCACGUUGUAGGUUUCAUCUGUUUAUUCUUAUGUAGCCAUUUUCACUAUUCCCUCUCCCACCCCCACUCUCCCUGAGCAGUAAAUUCUGUGCAAUCUUGUGUACUUAAUUUCUGUUUCUGGGCACACUGUAAAACAUCUGUAUUUUAAUAGUAUCUGUCAGGAAAUUCUAUUUUGGCAACCAAGUAUGGGCUAAUCUAAAGUAGCCCAUACUUCAGUGCUGUGUUGAUAAGGCUUUAAUGCAUAGUUAGCCCCUUGACUGUCAGGCUUGGAAAAAAGACAGGAAGUAUUCCUUGUCUUUGGAAAGGAGCCUACUCUGGCUUUGGGAAGGAAAGAGUACAAAUGGUUCUCACCAGAUAGGGUUGCAGCAGCUCUCCCAGCAUUUUGGGAACAAAUCAGGUCAUUAUCUCAACAAUGUCAAAACUGUGUUCCCAGAUCAGUUGUUGUUUGAAACAUUUGGGGCUGAUACUGAGGAGAAGAAUUAAUUAGCAGCUCCCUCUCUUGGUGUUCUUUUUCAGCCUUCUCAAAUUGCAGGACGAGAGUCCCUUAGACAUGCUGGCUGCUCAUUUGGUAAUCUGUAUUUUGCUCAGUACAAAAGGUUGCUGGCUAAGUUUUGUGAGCCCCUCUAAUGUCAGGCUGACAGUGUCUUGGGUUCAAUUAACAAGAACGUUUACAGUAACAUUUUGUCAAUGGGGAAGGACUUGAAUUCACAGAACUGUCUUGGAAAGCCCUGGAAUGAUGGUCACUAUACUGGAUGGACUUCUGAACUAGUGAAUUACUUUGAUCUUUUGAUCACACUAGGAAAUUGUCCAUGGAGUUGAAAUAUUUAUUGCAGUAAUUUCUGACCUUACAUAAUUAAGGUGGAGAGGCAGGGAGAGACCAAAUGAUGAAUGACUGUUGAAUGCCUUUGAGAACUUGAUGCAUAAAAUUUGCAUGACUCCUCACUCCUUUGUGGAUCUAUCAUUGGGCUCAAGCCAGCAUGGCUCAUACCACAAAGGUUAACGGCAGCGCCUCAGGAAAAGCAGAUGAUAUUCUGAAUGGAGACCAGGACAAGGAACAAAAAGACCCUUACUUUGUGGAGACCCCCUAUGGUUAUCAACUAGACUUAGAUUUCCUCAAAUAUGUGGAUGACAUACAGAAGGGAAACACCAUCAAAAGACUGAACAUCCAGAAGAGGCGGAAGCCAUCCGUGCCAUGCCCAGAACCCAGGACCACAUCUGGUCAGCAAGGUAUAUGGACUUCCACCGAAACCCUCUCAUCCUCCAACAGUGAUGACAACAAGCAGUGCCCCAGCUUCCUCCUAGCCAGAAGCCAAGUUACGUCAACUCCAAUCUCAAAGCCACCUGCCCCUCUGGAGACCUCACUCCCUUUUCUUACCAUCCCAGAAAAUCAACAGCUGCCACCUCCCUCACCACAACUCCCAAAGCAUAACCUUCAUGUCACCAAGACACUGAUGGAGACCCGGAGAAGACUGGAACAGGAGAGAGCCACCAUGCAGAUGACACCAGGUGAGUUCAGGAGGCCCAGACUGGCCAGUUUUGGAGGCAUGGGCUCCACAAGCUCCCUCCCCUCUUUUGUGGGUUCUGGAAACCACAAUCCUGCCAUACACCAGCUUCACAAUGGAUACCAAGGUAAUGGGGAUUAUGGUGGCUAUGCCCCAGCUGCUCCCACCACUUCCUCCAUGGGGAGCUCCAUCCGCCACAGCCCUCUGAGCUCAGGGAUCUCCACCCCAGUGACCAACGUGAGCCCUAUGCACCUGCAGCACAUCCGUGAGCAGAUGGCCAUUGCUCUGAAACGCCUGAAGGAACUGGAGGAGCAGGUGCGAACCAUCCCUGUGCUCCAGGUAAAGAUAUCUGUCUUGCAAGAAGAGAAAAGGCAGUUGGCCUCACAGCUGAAAAACCAAAGGGCUGCAUCCCAGAGCAAUGUCUGUGGUGUGAGGAAGCGGUCCUACAGUGCAGGGAACGCCUCCCAGCUGGAACAGCUCUCCCAGGCCCGAAGAAGUGGUGGGGAACUAUACAUCGACUAUGAGGAGGAAGAAAUGGAGAGCGUAGAACAGAGCACCCAGAGGAUAAAGGAGUUCCGGCAGCUUACAGCAGACAUGCAAGCCCUGGAGCAGAAGAUCCAGGACAGCAGCUGUGAGGCCUCCUCAGAGUUCAGGGAGAAUGGAGAGUGCCGGUCUGUGGCUGUGGGUGCCGAGGAGAACAUGAAUGACAUCAUCGUGUACCACAGAGGCUCCAGGUCCUGUAAGGAUGCAGCUGUAGGGACACUUACUGAGAUGAGGAAUUGUGGGGUCAGUGUGACAGAGGCCAUGCUUGGAGUGACGACUGAAGCUGACAAAGAAAUUGAGCUGCAACAGCAGACCAUAGAAGCCUUGAAGGAAAAGAUCUAUCGCCUAGAAGUACAGCUUAGAGAAACCACCCAUGACCGGGAGAUGACUAAACUAAAACAAGAGCUGCAGGCUGCUGGGUCGAGGAAAAAGGUUGACAAAGCCACGAUGGCCCAGCCACUUGUUUUCAGUAAGGUGGUGGAGGCGGUGGUGCAGACCAGAGACCAAAUGGUCGGCAGUCACACAGACCUGGUGGACACGUGUGUUGGGACCUCCGUGGAAACAAACAGUGUAGGCAUCUCCUGCCAGCCCGAAUGUAAGAACAAAGUCGUAGGGCCUGAGCUGCCCAUGAAUUGGUGGAUUGUUAAGGAGAGGGUGGAAAUGCACGACCGUUGUGCUGGGAGGUCUGUGGAAAUGUGUGACAAGAGUGUGAGUGUGGAAGUCAGCAUCUGCGAAACAGGCAGCAACACAGAGGAGUCUGUGAAUGACCUCACACUCCUCAAGACAAACUUGAAUCUCAAAGAAGUGCGGUCUAUCGGUUGUGGAGAUUGUUCUGUUGACGUGACUGUCUGCUCUCCAAAGGAGUGUGCCUCCCGGGGCAUGAACACUGAGGCUGUUGGCCAAGUGGAGGCUGCUGUCAUGGCAGUGCCUCAUACCGCAGACCAGGACACUAGCACGGAUUUGGAACAGGUGCACCAGUUCACCAGCACCGAGACAGCCACCCUCAUAGAUUCCUGCACCAACACUUGCCUAAGCACUUUGGACAAGCAGACCAGCACCCAGACUGUGGAGACGCGGACAGUAGCUGUAGGAGAAGGCCGUGUCAAGGACAUCAACUCCUCCACAAAGACGCGGUCCAUUGGUGUUGGAACGUUGCUUUCUGGCCAUUCUGGGUUUGACAGGCCAUCAGCUGUGAAGACCAAAGAGUCAGGCGUGGGGCAGAUAAAUAUUAACGACAACUAUUUGGUUGGUCUCAAAAUGAGGACCAUAGCUUGUGGGCCACCGCAGUUGACUGUGGGGCUGACAGCCAGCAGAAGGAGCGUGGGGGUUGGGGAUGACCCUGUAGGGGAGUCUCUGGAGAACUCCCAGCCCCAGGCUCCACCUGGAAUGAUGACCGGCCUGGAUCACUACAUUGAGCGCAUCCAGAAGCUGCUGGCAGAACAGCAGACACUGCUGGCUGAGAACUAUAGUGAACUGGCAGAAGCUUUCGGGGAGCCUCACUCACAGAUUGGCUCCCUCAACUCUCAGCUCAUCAGCACCCUGUCGUCUAUCAACUCUGUCAUGAAAUCUGCAAGCACUGAAGAGCUGAGGAACCCUGACUUCCAGAAAACCAGUCUGGGUAAAAUCACAGGCAGUAAUUUGGGAUAUACCUGUAAGUGCGGAGGCCUUCAGUCAGGAAGUCCCUUAAGCUCCCAGACAUCCCAGCCUGAGCAAGAAGUGGGGACUUCAGAAGGAAAACCAGUCAGCAGCCUGGAUGCCUUCCCCACUCAGGAAGAUACACUGUCUCCAGUGAACCUGACAGACGACCAGAUCGCCGCUGGCCUCUAUGCAUGUACAAACAAUGAAAGUACACUGAAGUCCAUCAUGAAGAAGAAAGAUGGUAACAAAGAUUCAAAUGGCGCGAAAAAGAAUCUCCAGUUUGUUGGCAUUAAUGGAGGGUAUGAAACAACUUCAAGUGAUGAUUCCAGCUCAGAUGAAAGCUCUUCUUCCGAGUCAGAUGACGAGUGUGAUGUCAUUGAGUAUCCUCUUGAAGAAGAGGAAGAGGAGGAGGAUGAAGACACUCGGGGAAUGGCAGAAGGGCACCAUGCAGUUAAUAUUGAAGGUUUCAAGUCUGCCAGGGUGGAAGAUGAAAUGCAGGUUCAAGAAUGUGAACCUGAGAAGGUGGAAAUCAGAGAGAGGUAUGAAUUAAGUGAAAAGAUGUUGUCUGCAUGCAACUUACUGAAAAAUAAUAUAAAUGACCCCAAAGCUUUGACCAGCAAAGAUAUGAGGUUCUGUCUGAACACCCUCCAGCACGAGUGGUUCCGCGUGUCCAGUCAGAAGUCAGCCAUUCCAGCCAUGGUGGGGGACUACAUAGCUGCUUUUGAGGCCAUCUCCCCAGAUGUCCUCCGCUAUGUCAUCAACUUGGCAGAUGGCAACGGCAACACAGCCCUCCAUUACAGCGUGUCCCACUCCAACUUCGAGAUUGUGAAGCUGCUGUUGGAUGCCGAUGUGUGUAAUGUCGAUCACCAGAACAAGGCAGGCUACACCCCCAUCAUGCUGGCAGCCCUCGCCGCUGUGGAAGCAGAGAAGGACAUGCGGGUUGUGGAAGAACUCUUUGGCUGCGGGGAUGUGAACGCCAAAGCUAGUCAGGCGGGACAGACGGCCCUCAUGCUGGCGGUCAGUCACGGACGGAUAGACAUGGUGAAGGGCCUGCUGGCCUGUGGGGCUGACGUCAACAUCCAGGAUGACGAGGGCUCCACGGCCCUCAUGUGUGCCAGUGAGCAUGGGCAUGUGGAGAUCGUCAAGCUGCUGCUGGCCCAGCCCGGCUGCAAUGGUCACCUGGAGGACAACGAUGGCAGCACCGCGCUCUCGAUCGCCCUGGAAGCAGGACACAAGGACAUCGCUGUUCUUCUGUAUGCCCAUGUCAACUUUGCAAAAGCCCAGUCUCCGGGCACCCCUAGGCUUGGAAGGAAGACGUCUCCUGGCCCCACCCACCGAGGUUCAUUUGAUUGAUUGUAUGCAAAUAGCCCUCAUUUACAUGCCACCAUUAAGCUGCUAAUUGUUCCUGUUGGGGUGACAGAUACUGAAUGUAUAUGUAUUGUGCCUGAGCUCACCAGCAAACGGAAGCAUCAAGCCCAGGGGUAAAGGCUGAAGCUUUCAUAGUGCAGAGAUUGCCAGCCUGGGCACACACACCUCCUUUCUGGCCAUCUUCUCUCUGUGUAGGGCACACUUUAACCCAGUCUCUGUUGCUGUUGAGUCUCAGCACUGUUUUGUACAGUCAUAGGAAAUUCUGACCUGAUCUGAAGGGGUACCUUCUGUUCACUCCCACAAAGAAGUGUCAGGUUCUCAUUGAGAUGUUUUAAAAUUUUUCCUCAAAUAUUUACAUUUAUUAAAUGUGGAACUAUUAGGAAGCUCUUCCAAAAUCUCAUUCCAGCAUAGUUUUGAUUUUUCUUGUCUUAUUUUAAAAUAAGGAAGUUGAGAUGACUUUGAUCAUCGGUAACUUGGGCCUGGGCUAGACAAAACUCUCAAAGUAUAAAACUUACACAACAAUAUUCUCAUUUGGUUUUAUCUAGGUAGAUGUAAUAUAUGACUUUUUAUAAAAAGAGUAUCUAUAUGAAAUUGACACAGUAUUUUCAACUUUUAUAUUCCAUACUAAAGAUAUGAAGAACUACAUGUAACAUUAUCAUUUUUAUUAAUUGCACAACUCUAAUGAUAAAGGCUGGAUUGUGUUAGAGGAAUUGGCUCUUGUAUUUGCCUCUAGAGAAACAUGGUGUAGUUCUCUUUGUAUUUAUGGAUUCCUUUAUACCAUGUCACAUUUACUUUGGUCCUCUAUGUAUUUAAAUGUUUGAAGUGCCUUAGACUCUUGCCAUAUUUUCAAAAUAAAAUUUCAUUAAGCUCU
Molecule: messenger RNA, 6437 nt
Organism: Chlorocebus sabaeus (green monkey)
Lineage: Eukaryota; Metazoa; Chordata; Mammalia; Primates; Cercopithecidae
Gene: KANK1
Product: KN motif and ankyrin repeat domains 1
Biological process (GO): negative regulation of actin filament polymerization
Cellular component (GO): cytoplasm; cytoskeleton
Molecular function (GO): protein binding
Source: RefSeq, a predicted model, not a curated record